Molecule: messenger RNA, 1684 nt
Organism: Ostreobium quekettii
Lineage: Eukaryota; Viridiplantae; Chlorophyta; Ulvophyceae; Bryopsidales; Ostreobiaceae
Source: the annotation of a GenBank genome assembly
AUGGGGCCGAGUCCGGAGGGGGUGCAGACGAACAGUCGGCCCGGCCCACCGGCCUCAAACAGCCGCUGCGUGGACGUCAAGCUGCUGGUGUCGUCGCGCGGACUGGAAGACCCCGGCGGUGUGCUCUGCCGGUUCGCGGCGCAGGCGGCGGACGCGCCGCGGGAGGGCGACGACAAGGGGCAGGCGGGCGGGGCGGGGGAUGCGGCGCUGCGCGGCCUGCUUGCCCACCCUCUACCUGAUGACACCCUCAGCGACCUGGCCAGCGACAUCGGGAGCACGGAUUCCCUGGCGCCCGAGGAGGCGGUGGCCAAAUUGCAGGUCCAGAAUCAAGCCCUGUGGAACAAAUUGCGCAGCCUCAGGAACGUCCAGGAUGAGAAUUCAGACUUGAAGGCGCGGUUGGCCGACUUGAGAGGCCAGCUGGUGGCUGCCCGCAAAGGCAAAGAUGGAGAGCUGCAUUCUGCUGCGCAGGAGAACAAAGCGCUCAAAGAGAAAAUCCGGAGGUUGAGCAGUGUGUGUGAGGAUAAUGUUGGGGCUGUUAAAGAGAACUCGGAGCUGAGGGCCCAGCUUGAAGAAAUGAAGUUCCAGGUCAUGAUGGCGAAGAGUGAAUCAGCAACCAGGUCUGAUGGGAAAACUGACGAACGCUCUUCCACAAUGGAAGGCUUGAAGACUACCAAUCGCGAGCUCACAGCCCGUUUGCAGAUAUCAAGAGAUAAUGAGCAAAAAGUUCUGAAGCAGCUGGACGAUCUGCGGUCAGCUUUGGAUAAGUGUAAAUCUGAACUCCAAGAAACGCAGUGGCAGCUCCAGGAACAGGAAGAGCAGGCCGCACAGUGUGAGACUCUUGAGGCUGAGAACUCCCGUCUCAAAGCUGAGCUGGAGCAGCUGCCAACAAGACACAUCCGCAGGUCGUCACUCAGCAGGCUCAGCCUGGACGGCAGCAGGUCAACUACCAUGGACACUGUCUUGUCCAACCUCCGUCAGCAAAACUCCGACAUGCAACAGAAGAACAAGCAGCUGACCGAGGAGCUGGAUCAACUCAAGCUGCAAUUGUCCCAAGUUGAAUCCCAGAAGGCCAAGUGUCAGCAAGCCCUGAGCGACCUGAAGGCCGAGCUGCAGAGUUGCCAGCAAGACCUGCAGGGUGCAGAGGAAGAGCGCGACAGCCUGGGUGCCAUGGUGAAUGAGCUGCAACAGCACCUGGAUGAGUCAUCUGGUCCAGAGACGGUCCGGCUGAAGAUGACUGUGUCCACACUGGAGUCGGAUGUCUCCCGACUUGCAGCUGACAACGAGGUGCUGACCACCCGGCUGAGGGCAUUAAGUGCAAGUGUGGAUGAGGAUCUGGCAGGUGUGCCCUUGCGCAGUGGUGACGAUGAAGACUCUGUCUUGGAGUACAGUUCCUCAGAGGAGGAAUGCAAGAGUUCAGUGGAGAAAGGGGUCUCCCAGGGGACAGAAGAGAAGCUUGUUGACUUGUCGGAGACAAUGAUUGCAGAGAUGGCAGAGAUUGCCUGCAGUGGACAGUCUGACAAGCUGGGCCUGUCGCUGUCUCAUGCCCAGUAUGCUGGGUUGCUUGCUGCUGUCCAGAAGGCUUUUGAGGAGGUGGAGGCAGCCAAGCAGAGCUCCAUUUUGGGCGGGGCUGACAAGUUUACAAUGUUGGACCGAUCGCUGAGCAAGUCUCUCUCAAUGUCAUCAG